UCAACGAGCAAGGUGUACGGUGUGCCCUCUGGUUGCAGGCGGAGAGCGUGUAGGGAGCUCAACUCUAGCAACAUGCUCCUCCUCCAACUCUGCACUUCUUAAAUCCUUUGCUCGCGCUGUUGUGUAGCAAACUUCGCUCCUGCCUAGAAGUUCGAACGUCUCUUGACACGGGAGUCAUAAGGUCCACACACAUGCCAAGACAUUUAUCGGGUGCAAAACGCAAUGCACGUUAAAGAGCCGUUUGAACAAAUCAAAUAAUUCCUGUGAUGACUGGUAUGGGAUUUUAAAUCGACACUGAGGUCGUUUUCAUUUUUUCGUGUGGACUGGAUACAACACAAUUUUACUUCCCCGCACUUCGUGACCAGGACUCAUUGUUGGUCUGGAAGGGGACAGCAUGUGGUUCUCCACUCCAGCAUGGCCGGUUCUCCUGCUGUUCCUCCAGUCGUCUCUGAGCCUGGGCAGCGGCUGCCCGGAGAGCUGUUCCUGCGUCCCGGGCGACAGCAUCUUCUGCAUGGAGCGACGGUCCAGCUUCAUGCCCAGCGCCAUCCCUGCCUCCACCAAGCAGCUCUACGUCUUCCAGAAUGGCAUCAACACUCUGUCCGAGGACGACUUCACUGACCUGGGGGGGCUGGAAUUGCUGGACUUGAGCCAGAACCAGCUGGUGGAACUCCCAGACGGAGUGUUCCAGCAGCUGUCUUCUCUCCGCAACCUGGAUCUUUCCUCGAACCAGAUCACGUACAUCUCUGAGCAAAGCUUCUCGGGGUUGGUCACGCUCGAGAGGCUCUAUCUCUACAGCAACCGCAUCCAGAGCAUCCACCCCGCCGCCUUCGUAGGGCUGGAGAAACUUCUGGAACUUAAGCUGCAACAGAACGCCCUCACCAUCCUGCCCCCCAUCCGCUUACCCAGACUCCUCCUCCUGGACAUCAGCCACAACAACAUUCCGCCCUCGAGCUCCGCUGACUUCCAGACCCCCAAUUUGGAGUCCCUGAAGAUGGCUGGGCUCGGGCUGACCAGCCUGGACAAGGAGCUGAUGAGUUCCCUGACCAACCUCCACGAUUUGGACUUGUCCCAGAACCAGCUGUCUGCGAUGCCCCCCGCUCUAAAGUCUGUCAAGGGGUUGAUUCGCCUCAGCUUGGCCUCGAACCAGCUGGGACAGCUGGUGAAGGAGGAUUUUGAGAACCUGGUCGCGCUCCAGGCGCUUGACCUCAGCAACCUCAACCUCCAGGGCUUUCCCAUGGGCUUCUUCCAGCUCUUCCCCAAACUGCAACAGCUGACGGCUGCAGAGAACCCCUUCAACUGCCUGUGCCCGCUUGCCUGGUUCCCCGCUUGGCUGCGGGGACAGAAGGUGGAGCUCGGCCGCAAGGAAGAGACCCGCUGCCACUUCCCACCCAGCAACUCUGGGAAGGUGCUGGUGGAGCUGGACCACAAGGAUUUCGGCUGCCCCGUCACCACCACGGUGCGGACCCAGGCGCCGGUGAUCAGCAGCACCCUCGCCCCACUCACGCCCACCUCGCGCACGGGCACCACGACCCCCGCCCCUCCGAGCGUUCACACUCCUUCUCCAGAGGCCGACAGCUUCCUCCAUCCCCAAGACCCGGCUGCCUCCCCGAGCAGCGCUGGCGAGGGUCACGAGGAGGUCAUGUGCCCCUCCAAUAUCUGCCUGAAUGGGGGCACCUGCAAGUUCAACCAGCAGGGGCAAGUGGAGUGUCUGUGUCCCUCCGACACCACGGGGCUGUACUGUGAGAACCUGGAGGAGUCGCAGUCUUUCCCCUCGUCCCCGGAGGUGGCUGUGGUCACAGCAGCCACCCCUGAGCCGGACAUCAGCUCUCGACAUGUGACCAGCACGUCCAUCCUCCUCGACCUGCACCGCUACAUCGAGACACGGCCACACAUUCGAGGCAUUCGACUCACCUACCGCAACCUCUCCGGACCCGACCAGCGGCCCAUCCAUCUGAGUGUCCCGGCUACGUACCCUGAAUACACUCUACGAGGGUUGAGACCAAACUGCACUUACUCGGUCUGUGCCAGCCCUUUGGGCGAGCCUGGCGCUGGAGGUUCCUGCAUGGAAGCGAGGACUGCCGGUGCGCCGAUCACCUCAACUGUUCAGCCCCGCAUCGAAGGGCCCAUGGCCUCCUCCCUCGUCCUGGCGCUGGCUGGCCUGGCCCUGGUGAUGGUGGUGACGGCCAUCGUGGCCGUGAUCAUUUUUCUCCGCAGGAGGAAGUGGGCGAAAGCUCACGUGGAGCUGGACGCUGGAGAGCCCACCCCUCUGGAGCUGGAGGGGGUCAAGACGUGUCUCGAGAACGGGGCGCCGCUCCCCCAGAAGCAGCCGGAGAUCACGCCCUGCCCCCCCCAGACACCGAACGGCGUGGAGUACGAGGUGCUGCUCAUGCAGGGACAGACCAACGCUAACAACAACGUGGCCAGCCUGAAACCCUCGUACUUCUGAGCACGAAAAGAGACAGCUUCUGUUCACUUACUUCUGAGCUUAUGUGACUGCGGUUCAGACCUCCAGCCCAUAAUGGGCUUUCUGGCUUUGAACCUAUUCUCUCUUCCCCAAUGGGGUACGCAGAUAGCUAUGCUAACUGUUUGUGAGCAAGCAAACCCAGCCAGCUGAAAUUUGUUUGCCAGAGACAAACCCCGUAUUGAAAGGAAGUGCAAUUGCCUGCAGAGGUAUUUUUUUCCUCUUGAAAAUGAAGGUGCCUUUGUUUUGCAUUCUCUUAUGUCUGGCUUGUAUUGUAAUGAUUUUUAUACACAUGAAACGAAAGAUGUAAUACUUUGCAAUCAUGUUGCUGGACUAGGAGAUGGGGGAGUGUGUUUGGAUGUCUGCUAUGCUGGCUCAGGCCCAAGACAGAGAGUCGAGGGGGUCGGAGGGAGGGAGUGGGGGGGGAUUUGGGGGAUGAAUUCGGGAAAGGGAGGGGACAGGAAACACACAGAAGUUUGUGUGUACGUGUGUGACACUGUGUGACACGACAAGACACGACAGACACACCAGGACUGCGCCUCUGCCAUGGCAACGAGCCAUUUCUUUCGUCUCCGCUCGCUGGCUCCUCUUGAGAAAGUUGCACUGACGGAAAAAAAACAGACAAAAAAAAAAACAAA
Molecule: messenger RNA, 3099 nt
Organism: Clupea harengus (Atlantic herring)
Lineage: Eukaryota; Metazoa; Chordata; Actinopteri; Clupeiformes; Clupeidae
Gene: vasna
Product: vasorin a
Molecular function (GO): protein binding
Source: RefSeq, a predicted model, not a curated record